Molecule: messenger RNA, 1260 nt
Organism: Aethina tumida (small hive beetle)
Lineage: Eukaryota; Metazoa; Arthropoda; Insecta; Coleoptera; Nitidulidae
Gene: Nasp
Product: nuclear autoantigenic sperm protein
Exons: 4
Coding region: 90-1202 (370 amino acids)
Biological process (GO): CENP-A containing chromatin assembly; DNA replication-dependent chromatin assembly
Cellular component (GO): nucleoplasm
Molecular function (GO): histone binding
Source: RefSeq, a predicted model, not a curated record
CCCAGUUGAUUUUUUUUCUUUCCGUCACUCACACUAAUUUCAUAUUUCAUAUUUAUCGAUUGUUCAGUCGGUGUGCCGUGUCGUGGCAUAUGAAAUUGUGUUAUUGUAUUUUGUUAUUGUUUACCAAGUUACAAUCUUGCGGCGCAUCUAAUCCAGUCAGAACAAUGGCCGACGUUAGUGUUGACCUGACCAACAAGAACAGCACAGAACUGGUGGCGCAGGGAAUUCGAGCCUACAUACUUCAAAACUACAGUGUCGCCGUCCAAGCAUUGAGUCGUGCCACCGAACUACUCGUCCAAGAACACACCGACGACCUACACGAAUCUCUCGCCGAGGUCUACCUUUAUUAUGGAAAAUCUCUGCUCGCAUUGGCGAGAAGCGAGUCUGAUGCCCUCGGCGAUGCCGUGCCCAAAAACGAACAGGACGGUGACGAUGAUGACACCGAAGGCGGUGAUGAGGAACUCGAAAAAGAAGGAGAGGACGGAAAUGAACAGUUGGAGAAUGGAGAGAACGAGAAAAAGGAUGAGGAUGUGAGAGUUGAAGAGAACGGUGUUGCUGGGCCGUCGGGAGACAACGAAGAUGAAAAGACUGACGAGGAACCAACAGACUUGCAGGUCGCGUGGGAAGUUUUAGAAUUAGCUAAGAAAAUUUUCGAAAGAAAAGGUGAAGAUGGUAAAAAGUUUUUGGCAGAUACACUGAUAGUUUUGGGUGAGAUAUCAUUGGAAAGCGAGAAUUUCGAAUCGGCGGUAAACGAUAUGAAACAGGGUCUGGAAAUUCAGAAGGCCAUUUAUUCAUCAGACAGUCGUACCAUUGCGGAAUCAUUCUACAAAUUGGGAAUAACCUAUGCAACCAACACACAAAUUGAAGAAGCUGUUGAUUGCUUCAAAAAAUCGUUGGACUAUUUAAAUAACAGAAUUAACGUUUUGGAAAAGGCAGAGGAUAAAAAGGAUUCGGUCCAGGAAGAAAUUGAUGAGAUUAAAGGAUUGAUUCCAGAUAUCGAAGAAAAGAUCGCAGAUAUGAAAAAUUAUAAAGAAGAGGCUAUUAAAAAUCUGAGCGCAGCACUCAGCGACCCAAAGAUUGAAGAAGGAACUUCAAGUUCUAGUUCGAAACAAGUCUCCGACAUUUCGCAUUUGGUGCGUCGCAAAAGGAAACCCGAAGAUAUGGAAAAUGACGCGUGUCCUGCAAAAAAACCAAAUGUUUAAUUAUUAUUCGUUAUAUCAAUUUGAUUUUAAAAAUAAAUAUUUAGUAUGAUUGCUGGCA